Messenger RNA from Dentiscutata erythropus, 827 nucleotides. Lineage: Eukaryota; Fungi; Glomeromycota; Glomeromycetes; Diversisporales; Gigasporaceae. The record is from the annotation of a GenBank genome assembly.
AAAUAAAUGGAAUAGCAUAUGACUUGGCUUCUUCUGCUCCUACUACUGUUGCAGGAAAUUCUCGUCUUAAUUUAUUACGGAAAGAGUUGCAUAGCUUAAAAGCUAAUUAUCUUAUUACUGAGGCAACGAAAAUACCUUUUAUUACUGAAAAAGCAAAUCAGAUUCAAGCAAGAAAGCGUAUACUUCAUGGAAUUAAUGGUUACGAUUGUCCCAAGUUCUUUUACCUGGAAAAGGUUCAGGAAAGACUUAACAAAUGUAAUAUUACCAAGUCUCCUUCAAUGCAAAAUCUAAUAGACAUAAUGAUAAUGCUAUGUAUACGAUCGGCAGAUGUAAAAAAUCUUUGUAUCAACCGAUACAAACCAAGUCGUGAGUCAUGGUAUAAUCCUGACUAUUCUUGGUACUGUAUUGGUUAUGCAAAAAAUAAAGGUGAGGUAGAAGAACCCUGGCCAUUCCUUUCAAUAGAAAAAAAUCUAAUACAAGCAAGAGAAUUACUUAUCUGGAUUCAGAGGUCGAUACCGGAUAAAUUUCCCUUCUUGUUAAAAAAUAAGAAUGGAAAUACUAAUGUUGCACCUCUUAAUCAAUUCUUAAGUCGCUAUAGAAUUACCUCAUACAUGUUAAGAAAAAUAGGUGCCGAUCAUGCUUUCAGAGUACAUGGAGGUAGGAAUGAUUCCUGCUAUCAAUAUUUAUGGCAAUUGGCAUGUAGACAUAAAAUAGAUCAUGCUUUAUCAGUUAAACAUUAUGGUGUAAUGAAUGACAGACCAAAUGCCCCAGCACCUAAACAAGAAAAUAGUGAGGUCGAGGAUAUCAUUGACCUAUAUAAUUACUAA